This is a messenger RNA of Labeo rohita (rohu), 2496 nucleotides long. Its product is annotated as all-trans-retinol 13,14-reductase-like. The transcript is spliced from 11 exons. Lineage: Eukaryota; Metazoa; Chordata; Actinopteri; Cypriniformes; Cyprinidae. The record is from RefSeq and is a predicted model, not a curated record. The coding region runs from base 99 to 1925 and encodes 608 amino acids. Gene Ontology annotation, molecular function: all-trans-retinol 13,14-reductase activity.
GAGUCAACACUAAACAUAUCAUAUUGGACUGGUGUGAAGAAGUGUUUUACUGUAUUACAGUACUUGUCAGCACAAUACAACACUGUGCACCUUACAAAAUGUGGAUCGCUGUCGGCGUAAUUUCCUUGGCUUUAGUGGCCAUUCUCUUUAAAUAUGUGUUGGGAAGUUCUGGACCGAAUCCUUUUGGUAUCGACACACGCGAGCCGCUGAAGCCCAUGGUGCUCGACCGAAAGCUGAAGAAUAAAGUCCUGAAACAAGGUUUUCUGGCCAGUAAGGUCCCACAAGACUUGGAUGCAAUAGUGGUUGGCAGUGGGAUUGGAGGACUGGCAAUAGCUGUCCUAUUGGCUAAAGUGGGUAAAAAGGUUCUGGUUUUGGAGCAACAUGACCGGGCUGGAGGAUGCUGUCACACCUUCACAGAGCAGGGCUUUGAGUUUGAUGUUGGUAUCCACUAUAUUGGGGAACUACAGGAUCACAAGCCAUUUCGCUGUGUGAUUGACCAGUUGACCAAUGGGCAGCUGCAGUGGGAGCCGCUGGAUAACCCGUAUGACAAAGUGGUCCUGGGUCCACCAGAAAACCGACGCAUAUACCCCAUCUACAGUGGAAAAAAGCGCUACAUCGAUGAACUGAAGAAGUGCUUCCCAGGGGAGGAAAAAGCCAUUGAUGAAUAUGUGAGACUUUCCAAGAAACUUUCAAAUGGCUUGUGGUUCAUGGUCCUGCUGAAGCUCCUCCCGAUUCCUCUUGCAAAGUUCCUGGUGCACACGGGCCUGGCCAAUCGCCUGUCUUUCUUCUUCAGCUAUGCGUCCCGCAGCCUGACGGAUGUGGUGAAUGAGCUCACACAGAAUAAGGACCUGAGAGCUGUGAUGUGCUACAUCUUUGGCACCUACGGUAAAAUGCCUAAAGAAGCAAGCUUUGCCAUGAACAGUUUGCCUAUGUGCCACUAUUUGAAUGGUGCCUGGUACCCGAAAGGUGGUGCGAGUGAGAUCGCCUACCACAUGAUCCCCAUCAUUGAGAAAGCAGGAGGUGCAGUGCUUGUUAGAGCGCCUGUCAACCGCAUACUCCUCAGUGACACUAAAGAGGCUGUUGGUGUGAGUGUUAUGAAGGGACAAGAGGAGGUACAUGUUCACGCUCCCAUAGUGAUUUCAGAUGCUGGAAUCUUCAAUACCUAUGAACGUCUCCUGCCCAAAGAUGUGCAGGCUAUGCCUGCGAUCCAGAAACAGUUGAGUAUGGUGCAGCAUGGAGAUGGUGGUCUCAGUAUUUUCAUCGGUGUGAAUGGGACAAAAGAAGAGUUGGACCUAAAAGCAGACAAUUAUUUUAUCUUCCCUGAGAACAAUUUUGAUGAGCUGUUGGAGGGAUACAUGAAGGGGGACAGGGAAGAAUCUUCUAAAAAGACCCCUCUUAUAUUUGUGGCCUCACCCUCUGCCAAAGACCCAACCUGGCCAGAAAGAAGUCCAGGUAAAUCCACUGUGACUGUUGUUAGCUUUGCUAACUAUGCAUGGUUUGAAGAGUGGAAAGAUGAUAAAGUGAACAACAGAAGCACUGAUUAUAAGGAGCUGAAGAAGGCGUUCAUCAAUAACAUAUUAGAGGCAGUGAUUGAGAUCUUUCCUAAGAUCAAGGACAGGAUUGAAUAUGUGGAUGCAGGCACCCCAAUCACAAAUCAGCAUUACAUUGGUGCUCCUAAAGGAGAAUUCUAUGGUAUUGAUCAUGGUAUUCCUCGAUUCGAUGUUGAAUUAAACGCCACCAUCAGACCACAGACGCCCAUUAAAAACCUCUACCUCACGGGUCAGGAUGUAAUGUUGUGUGGCUUUGCUGGAGCACUGGCAGGAGCACUAACGUGUGGUUCUGUCCUCCUGAAACGUAAUCUUCACCUGGAUGCCAUUGGUCUUGCCAAGAGAGUCAAUAAUGGCAAUAACAAGAAGAAAGUAUAAGUAUUUGUAACACGUAAUGUUCAUAAUCGUUCCUAGAGAUAUCAGAAAAAUUAACGACUGCACUGCCUGAUAAUUAUGCACUACUGUAUUUGUGUUUACCAAGUGCCUUACUGAGCUCAACUAUACAUUGAAACUCAGCUAUACAGUAAUUCCCAAUCUAGUUUUUAAUGCACUUAAAAAGGGAAACAAAUCAGAUUCAGGUGAUUUAUUUAAAUGGUUUUAUAGUAACCUGCAAAAUGAUGCAGAGUUUUUUCCAUUAACCUUCUUUUUGAAUGGUUUGUUGUGUUAAAAGCAGAAGAUAUGCUUCCCACUAUAUAUUGUGGGUGUUUUGUAACUGCGAACUGAAAUUUUAGUUGCACUUAAAUUUGAUUUAUUAUUGUGGAUCCAGGCCUGUAGGUCUGUAUAAAGGGAUUACAUGCAUCUUUCUCAAAUGAUAUAUUUGAGACACUGUAUGAUGAUGCCAUGUGCGUUUUGCUGCCUUUUUGUGUUCAGACUGGUGUAAAUAAGCCUGUAAGUGUGCUUAUUAAUACAGAAUGGAUGCUUGUGCAUACUGAAUAAAUAUGUUAAUUCC